Messenger RNA from Thrips palmi, 1733 nucleotides. Its product is annotated as cytochrome P450 302a1, mitochondrial-like. Gene Ontology annotation, molecular function: iron ion binding; oxidoreductase activity, acting on paired donors, with incorporation or reduction of molecular oxygen; heme binding. The transcript is spliced from 9 exons. The record is from RefSeq and is a predicted model, not a curated record. Lineage: Eukaryota; Metazoa; Arthropoda; Insecta; Thysanoptera; Thripidae. Bases 152 to 1705 code for a protein of 517 amino acids.
CUCCGAGCUGAGCUUUCAGAAGAGACGUAGGAGCAGACGUACAUGGGUUUGGUUGUCACACACAGUACACCGCGGAACAGACAGCUCGACCGGCGCUCCUCCCACUACACUGUACUGAACGUUUGUUUUGUUGUCUUGGAGGUCUACAAUCAUGCGUCUUGCCACUUCAUCGAGAUUUCUGACUCAAACAUUUCGAAGACACCAUCUCAAACCACUGGUGAGUGUUAGAACAAGUGUCAGUCUUGCAGAAGAUCCAAAAUGUCAUCCAGAGCAAAGUGUCAAGAAAUUCCAUGAAAUUCCUGGACCAAAAUCUCUUCCUGUGGUUGGAACCAUCUACCUGUAUUUAAUGGGGGUUUACAGUUUUACACAACUUCACAAGACUGGUCUCAAAAAGUACCUGAAGUAUGGCCCCAUCGUUAGAGAAGAAAUUGUACCUGGAAAUUCUGUUGUGUGGAUCUUUGAUCCCAAUGACAUGGAACACCUGUUUCUGUCUGAAAACAAUCUACCUCAACGAAGAAGUCAUCUUGCUGUUGGCGUAUUACGGAAAGAUCGUCCUCAUGUUUAUAAUACUGGAGGUUUACUCACUACGAAUGGGGAAGAUUGGUGGAAGCUACGGAAGGAAUUUCAGAAAGGCUUUAGUGCUCCUCAGGCUGUGCGAGCUUAUUUACCUGUCACUGAUAACAUAAUUCAAGAAUUUGUUGCAUCUCGUUUAAUGCAACAAAGAGAUGACUAUCUGCCAGAAUUAUCACGGCUGUUUCUACAAUUGACUUGUUUAGUUGCAUUUGAUAAAAAAUUUGACUGCUUCUCAACCAACGAAAUGAAACCUGAUUCCAUGUCUUCUCGUUUAAUGGAUGCUGCUCUGACAACUAACAGUCUGGUAUUAACAUUAGACAAUGAGAAAAAUGUAAAGAAAGCCAGGUCGUGGAAGAAAUUUGAGAGUGCCAUGUUGUAUAUGGAAGAUGUUGCAGUGGAAUUGGUGAAGGAAAAGGCAGAUUCCUUAGCCAAGGAAAAUAAAGAAGAAUCAGAAAAUACCGUCCCAUCUCUGCUCGAGUUGUACCUCUCAUCCCCUAACUUAGACUAUAAAGAUGUGGUUGGCAUGUCAGUAGAUUUGCUUCUUGCUGGAAUUGACACUACUGCAUACACAGCAUCCUUUGCUCUGUAUUACUUGGCAAAAAAUGAAAGGGUCCAAAAUUUUCUUCGGCUUGAAUCCCAGAAAAUUCUACAGUCACCUGAGGAUCCUGUGACAGCAAAAACUCUAGCAAAUGCUCCGUACGCCCGCGCAGUUCUCAAGGAGGUCUUCAGAAUGAGCCCCAUAUCGGUGGGUGUUGGUAGAAUUGCAACACAGGACAUUGUAUUGUCCGGGUACAACGUACCAAAGGGAACCAAUAUUGUCACUCAAAACCAAAUAUCAUGUCGACUUGAGAAAUAUUUUGCCAGACCCAAUGAAUUCUUACCUGAGAGAUGGAUAAAAGGCAGCCCUUUGCAAGUUAAAGACAAUCCAUUCCUUGUCUUGCCAUUUGGGCAUGGACCUCGUUCUUGCAUAGCUCGUCGCUUGGCUGAACAACACCUGUUGACAUUGCUACUGAGGAUUGUUCACAACCACAAAAUUAUUUGGACUUCAAAGAAGGAACUAGAUUGCAAGACUUUACUGAUCAACAAACCGGAUCAAGAGUUGAAAUUUACUUUCUCUAAAAUUACUAAUUAAAGUCAAAGCCACACACAGCUCAUUGUCA